This is a messenger RNA of Cottoperca gobio, 1914 nucleotides long. RefSeq names its product DDAH family member 2, ADMA-independent (gene ddah2). The record is from RefSeq and is a predicted model, not a curated record. The coding region runs from base 409 to 1281 and encodes 290 amino acids. NCBI's taxonomy places the organism in Eukaryota, Metazoa, Chordata, Actinopteri, Perciformes, Bovichtidae. The transcript is spliced from 6 exons.
UCUCUUGACAUGACAUGUAGUUAGUCUGCAGAGAAAGACAACGGGAGAAUAACGGGAACUGGGUCGGUUUGGAAAUUAAAUCAAACAGAGCGAAACGCGCCCGAGCGUGGAAGCUGCGACACUCAACAGAGGCUGAGAUCUUCUGCUUCCACUUCCUGGCAUCUACAGAUGGACGAGUAGCCGGUGGAGUAUUGGAAUCAGACGAGGCAGAGAGAGAGGGAUGAAGAUGCUCUCCAUGUUCCUCCUGGACCAUUGCAUUAGCUCACUUUAAAGUGUACCUGGUUUUCUUUUCAAGACCAGACUGAGGAAUAGUUGCUAACACUUUUUAUUACCUCUUGCUUGACUUUGAGCAGAGCAAACUUAUUGGCAUCUUUGUAAUUACUUGUGGUUAUUAAGUUUAUUUAAAUCAUGGCAAACAUGUGCCCAUAUGGCCGCUUCACCCACGCCGUGGUGCGGGGCAUCCCAGAGACCUUUGGGAAGGCGGUGGGAGACGGUCAUGAGAACGGGGAGACCUCGGUGGACUUGGCCAAAGCUCAGCGUCAAUUCGGCUGCCUGACGGGAGCCCUGAGGCAGAAGGUGGGCCUGCAGCUGAUCGAGAUCCCACCCGACCUUGAGCUGCCAGAAAGCUGGAGGAUAGAGGAUGUGGCUGUCAUCCAGGGAGACACAGUGCUCAUCACCAGGCCCUUCAAACAGCAGAGGCGCAGCGAGGUGGAGGCAGUGAGGAAGGUGGUGUCAGAGCUGAACCUGACCGUAGUGGAGAUGGGGGCCGAGGAGGGGGACUCUGGAGGAGCCACGCUGGAGGGCAGCGACGUCCUCUUCACCGGGAGGGAGUUCUUUGUCGGCAUCUCCUCCCACACCAACCACAGAGGGGCGGAGGUGCUGGCAGACACGUUCAGGGACUUCGCUGUGUCCACCGUCCCCGUCUGUGGUGGAGCCCGACUGAGAAAUAUCUGCUCCAUGGGAGGUCCAGACACAAUCAUCAUUAGCAACAGUGAGGGGGCCAAGAAGACACUCCGGAUGAUGGAACAGCUGACUGAUCACCACUAUGAAGUGCUCACUGUUCCAGAGGACUCGGCAGCAAACUGCAUCUACAUCAAAGGGCCGUCUAAACUGGACUUCCUGCUCCACCGGCCUGCAGAGGAAUGUCCUGACAGUGUCUCUGCCUUCCAGAAGCUGCAGGACUACACCCUCCUGCCAACAGCCUGCAGUGAGGCCUCCAAACUGGGAGCGUCUCUGUCCUCGCUCUGCCUCCUCAUCAACAGAAAACACACUUACUUCUGAAAACACAUCAGUAUUACCAGUACACAUGUUCACGGUGGGGUGAAGGGUCCACGUCAAACACUUUCCACAGAUUAAGAUUCUUGUCUAUUUCUAGGGGAAAACACUGACUCACAGCAUCUGUAUGAGAAUGUGAUCCAACUAACAUCUGCUAACGGCCUUACUGUAAACUGAAUCUCGGCACCACUGCCCCCCCUGCUGUUCAGUGCGCUGUUUCCUCACAACUAUCCAUGAAACCACUCAAUUAAACUAAUUUCACCAGUUUUAACUUGGUACCACUGAGCUGUCCAGAUCAUGUGAAAAGAAAGACGAUGUUGGUACAAAGUUUAAAACGUUCAUACCAGCCCAACUAUGAAGGAAAAUCAGUUUCCCAGUGGCCUGGAUAAGCAGCAUAAAAUUGACACUUAUCCAACACGGCUUUUGACACGCAAAAUAUUUUCUUGUCAACUCAACUUUACACAUUCAGUGCUUUUUAAUAUUGCAGGUACCAGUUAUGUCUACAGAUUUGACAAUAUAUCUAUUUCAAUACUGCUCCAGUAUUUGUAGCUGCUAAUAGAAUUUUUUUUUUUUUUUAAAUGGUUUUAGCUUUCUUGUGUGAAUUUGUAGUGAUUCCAAUAAAAUUCAUCUGACUGACCA